GCACGCCCGGUUACAAAAGCAGCGAACGUCUUGGUUCUGUCCUGCUACCGCCUUUCUCUCUCUCUCUCUCUCUGUGUACGGGGAGACGAACUAUAAUCGAAACAAGGCUUAAGUCGACGUAGGCGCUUCUUUUUAUUAGUGGCUGCACGCGUUCUGACCCCAUCACAUUACAACGCUGUUGUUGCUUUGGAUUCAAUCAGCGCACGUUUCCACCAGCGCACUCACACACCGUAACUACGUGCUUCAAAGAGGCGCUCUCAUUAUAUCCGGGGCAGCAUUUCCCUUUUUUUUCUGGCUGCUGAGCAGCCGAAGGCAAAUAUAUACCUGCUACUCCUCUCUUGACUUUUUGUCAUACAGUCAAAACCAAAAAAGGGACCGGAUAACUUCGUCGACGGUGAGUUAUUAUUAUGAUUUUUUUUCUAAUUCUUAGACUCUCUUGUCUUCCUUCCCUCUUUGUUGAUCUCAUUCAUCGACAGACCUUUCUCGUUUCGUUUAGGCCGUGUGUGUGCACAGGCAACGCUUAAUGGCGAGCAAGACUGUGGCUGCCCUCCGCCAGGAAGGCAAUCAGCUUUUCGAAAGCGGCAAGUUUGCCGAGGCCGCCGGUGUCUUUCGCAGCGCUGUGUCUCGUUUUCAGUCCGAUCGCCGUUCGGACAAAGCGGUGGUGGAUGAGUUCGUCAAGGUGGCGGGAAACCUGUGCGUGUGCCACCACGCCAUGGAUGACUGGAACACCUGCGUCUCCACCGCACGCGAGCUGCUGGCCAUCUAUCCCAUUAUUCCCAAGGCAUACGCCGCCAUUGGCAUGUGCAUCGUGAGCCGCCUCAGACAGCAGGAGGCGGAGCAGCAGAACGAGGAUCUUCUCAACAGUCCAAACAUUCCUCCCCGCUCAGGGGAGGAGGUCCGCCGCGAUGCACGACGGUACCUGGUGAAGCUGGGCGGCGUCCUUUGCACCCCGGACGACGCCCACACGUACCUGUGCCGGGCAAUUCUCCUGUCGGAUGCACAGCUACAGGUGGCGCUUGGCCCCUAUCUCGAGACGGCGGUGCGGUGGGUGAGCGAGGAGCUGCUCUCAGCCGGGCUUUCGCUGGAGCGGGAGUACGGCGACGGCGUCCUUGGCGAGCUGAGUGCACUCGAGUUCUCUCUGGGCGAUGUCCCCGCCCUGCUCGAUACGGCCCCGGUGCUGUCUGAGCAGCAGUCUGUUCGCGUGCUCGAUGCCAAUAGCUUGGCGCUAGGUGAGGGCGCAGCGGCAGGCCAACGAGUGGAAGAGCUGCCGGCGGUGGAGGCGGAAGCAAUCUUGCGCACCAUCCGUGAAGGGCAACUUCUCGCGCAUGGAGAGGAGUCAGAGGCGGGUGCUUCUGACUCUGCCGCUGCUGUGCGACAGGUGGGACCGCCACGUGAGCCGAUUGACUUCUUCCUCUCUCGGAAGCCCAUUCCUGUUCACGUCUGCCAUGCCGAGCGUGGCGGUAUUCCACGCGGGCUGACGCUGGCUCGUGCAAGUGGUCCGUUUGCAGUAGCUCAGCACCUUCAGCUGCCCCUGCCGACCGACCUCGAACCGCUGCCAGUUGGCGCUGCAGCUGGUGUUGGUGUCGAUGGUGCUGACGGCUCGAUGGCGGCGCCGAUGGUGUCGCUGUUGGGUGGAGUUCAUCUUGAGGAAGAGGUGCGUCAUGUGGACCCCAGCGUCGACGGUGUCACGGUGGCAGGAGGAGGAGGCGGCGGCGUUCACGCUUCCUCGAUCUCCCACGCCGCAGUGGCCAUGGACACGUUGUCCAGCACACCCGAAUCGCCACCGCUGCUAGCGUGCAACGCGUGCGGCGCAGAAGUGAACCCGUUGACGCUCGCAGGAUUGCCUCCGACGGGGUGCUCCACGUGUAACGGCGUCGUUUACUGCAGUGCGGCAUGCGCGGCGGCGUACCGACCGCGGCACGAGCGCUACGAAUGUGCGCUGCGGGUGGUGCUGCAGGCGCGAGUAGCGGCAUUGGCCGCGGCAGCCAUAGCCGCAGAACAAUCCUUUACGCAAGAGGAGGCACCGCUGCCCGCGGGCGAGGUUGUCCCAGGGGCGGGGUGGGACUCGCUCGACUUGCAUCGACGAGUGCUGCCGCUCUGCGUCACAGUGUACAGCGGACUGCAGAGUCGCGCCGCGGAGAGCGCAGCCGUGCGGGCGAGGGUGGGGCUGGGUGCGCAGCGUCGUCUAGUGCACUGUCUUCCCUCCGACGUGGCCGACACCUUCACACAGUGGAUUGAGAGUGGCCACUGCAGCGAACUUGCCAGCAACACCACGUCGGAUGAGAGUAACGGGACGUGUGAGGACCAUGAAGGAGCUACAGGAACAGCAGCAGCAGCGACAAUAACAGGCCUCCCCACGUCGACACUCGACGGUUACGGUGAAAGCACCUUCGACGGUACCUCAUCAUCAUCGUCCCUCUCCGCCAUGGAGUUGCUCCACGCAAUCUUUUUCAUGGUGCGCCAGCACGGCGAAGAUCACCCGGAGAGUCGCAGCAGCUCCUUCUACGCUGCGCGCUUGCUGUUGCGCCAUUCCUGUGAGCCGAACUGUGUCUGGUCCGACACACUGCACGGUAUCCUGACGGCGCGAUACAUCUGCAAGGGAGAGGAGCUAACGAUGGCCGUUGUGGAUCACUUUCCGCAGCACUGGCCGUGGCAGAUUCGACAGAAGUGGUUUGUGCAUCAUCAUGGUGUGCCAUGCCAGUGCGCACGGUGCUUACGGGAGGGCGCCGAUCUCAACGACGCACGCGGGACGCUGUCCAACGCGCUCGUCGAGCAGCUCCUCACGGGAGAUAUUCUGGACCACCCAUGCCCGACGCCGGCACAUCAGCACCCGACGCACCUCUUCCACCGACAGGUGCAGCGCCUGGUGGAGCAAAGCAAGUCGCGGCACUGCAACAUACCGGCGCUUUUGCGAAACAUCGACGAACUGCGUGCGCAGCUCCGCGAAUGCGUGUUACCGUCUCACUAUUUACUCGAGGACUUACGACGUGCCCUCAUCAACGUGGCCGAGCGGGAAGGGCAAACGGCUACGGUUACAUCGGAGGGCCAGGAAAGUCUCUUCUUCUGGGAGGCGCUGUGGUCGGGUGCGGUGCCGGCGAAGCGCCUGCAGAUCCGCGUACUCCCAAGCCUCUUCGAGUGUGGCCGGCGGCGACGUAUUCCCCCAACUCAGCAGCGGCGCCGGCGACGCACAUCGGCCGUGGCGGGCGCUGGUGCACCACCGAACCCCACGCGUCAGGAGGAAGGGGCGGCGGGAGGGACAAACGCCACCGCUUCGCCAAGCCCGCCUCCUCCGUUGGAUGGACGCCGGGGCAGUGGCGCUCGAACCCCGCCGCCUUUCAACACUCGUCUCUCGGGCAGUGACGGUGAUGACGAUGCCAGCAAGGCACGCUCCGCAGCGGCGGAAGCGGCGGCGGUGGCCGCGCAGUCGACGCCGCCACGAACGGCCCAGCCACCCCCACUGAUCGCGACGAAGGAUUUUAGCUGCGGUCGCAACGUCGUAGACUUGUUUUACGGGUCGUACCAGACGUGGUACAUGUGA
Leptomonas pyrrhocoris is the source of this 3538-nucleotide messenger RNA. RefSeq lists its product as hypothetical. The transcript has a single exon. The record is from RefSeq and is a predicted model, not a curated record. Gene Ontology annotation, molecular function: protein binding. NCBI's taxonomy places the organism in Eukaryota, Euglenozoa, Kinetoplastea, Trypanosomatida, Trypanosomatidae. The coding region runs from base 524 to 3538 and encodes 1004 amino acids.